CUAUAACCAAAACACCACACAGGAAACACAAAAACAAAGAAGCCUUCUUUCUUUCUCUCUUCACUUUAGAGAGGCCAAACUCCCUCUUCUUAAUGCUUGUUUCCUAUUUCACAGAUUUCUGAAUCUCUCAGGAUUUGUUGGAACCGAAUUCAUGAACUAGGGCAUUAUUAUUAUCCUGCUCAUCAACAUUGUUAAUAGAGUGACUUCCAAUGCCCUUAUACAAAAGAAAGCCUUUUCCCUUGGUGGAUUCACCCGAUGAUUUGGAGCCUCGUGAUCUUGUUUUUCAAGUUCGUUUCACGAAAGAGAUAUUUAAGGAUUACCAAGAAUAUCUAAAGCGAAUCAAUCUAUAUCGCCGUAGAAUCUGGACCUGUAAGGUUACUGGAAAAGCAAACCUUACUUAUGAAGAGGCCUUGGUCUCAGAGCAACAUGCAGCUGAGAAGGUUCAACAGUUCCCGAAAGAACUAAUGGCACCCGUACUGCAUAUCAUUCAAUUCAGCACACUCACUUUGAGAGAUUUACUUGUCACUUUAAGUAGAAAACUGCAGGAGCGUCAGCUGGUUGAGGGCUUGGAGUUGCACGUGAGGAAAAAAGAUAAGUCUUUUCCUUGCAAAAUACUUAAGAUUUUGGAGGACAGUGACCCAAUCAGUUAUGAAGUGGGCUGGAUUGGCAAAGAUAAGAAAGUAACUGGUAGUUCGGUGGUAAAUUUUAAUGAUCUGAUACGAAGGAAGCUUCCUGUCAGUAGAGAGGUGCUGAAAUCUUUUAUUAGAGAAUCUACUUCUCAAAGUUCUCCGUGGGUUAUCCAUGAUAAUUUGGCAAGGGAACAUGGGAUCUCCACCAAACCACCAGAAGAUUCAAAUGACGAUGAUGACGAUGCGAGAAAGAAAAAAAAUAAAAGGAAAGAACCAGAGGAUGAUAACAGCUUGAUCAGGAGAAAGAAAGCUAAGAAAGGAGUUCUAACAGCAGAGGAAGAACCCAUUAAAUAUCCAAUUGAUGAUAGUCUAGUGAAGCCUGAUGCCGAUGAUCCUAAAUUCACUGAUCGCCCUCCUCCAUCAAGGGAUUUCGGUGUUCCGGAGGAGUAUGUCGGGGAUCUUCUUAUGGUUUGGGAUUUUUGCUCUUCCUUUGGCAGGUGGUUGCACUUGUCGCCAUUCUCACUUGAAGAUUUUGAAAGUGCUAUCUGCCAUAAGGACACCAACCUCAAUCUCAUUAUGGAAUCACAUUCAGCAUUCUUUCAGUUGCUCAUUAAAGAUGAAGGAGACUAUUUUACAGCUGUACAGAAGAAGAAGCGUAAAUCAAAGGUUACUUUACUGAAUUGGUCGGAGUAUCUAUGUGAUUUCUUGGAGAUGAAAGAGAUUUCUGAAUUCUCAACUCACAUAGCAACUAUAAAACGGGGCCACUAUGGUCUCUUGGAUCCUCAUUAUAAACUAGCCAUCUUUCGGGAGCUGGUUGUUUGUGCCCUUGAUACUGAUGCUUUUAGGGACCGGUUGGAUGACUCUAUUGAACAACAGCAGGCUCUUGCAGCGAAAAAGAGGGGAGUUGCAUUGGAGGAAGGUAGGAAGAGAAGGGAGGAGAAGCUGCUUAAAGCAGAAUCUAACGGAAAGGAAGUAUUGAAUGGGCAUAGUUUGGAGAAUGGGGGUAAGGUACACCAUUACGAGAAUGGUUCUGAUGACAAGCAGAAUGGUUCUAAUGGCAAACAGAAUGGUUGUAAUGACAAAGAGAAUGGUUCUAACAGCAAGUCAAAAGGUUCUAACGAUAAGCAGAAUGGAGAUGUUGCAGAGGAAGAAAACAAACAUAUUCUGGUAUAUAGAAGAAAAAAAGCUUGGAGCAGGGAGAGAAACAGUGUAGACGAGCCAUCAAGCAAUGAGGAACAUAAGGAGUCAGACACACGGAGCAGGGACAAAAGAAAUGAAGCGAAGGAAAAUAGAAACGAAGGGCAGACGAAAGAAGUUCUACAGAAGGAAAUAGAGAAGUUAUAUGUAUGUACCUACUCCUUGGGGAAGGACAAAGACUACAAUAGGUAUUGGUUCUUUCGACAUGAAGGGCGGCUGUUUAUUGAGAGUUCUGACUCCAAGCAUUGGGGUUACUACAGUGCCAAGGAAGAGCUUGACGCAUUGAUGGGUUCACUCAAUCCAAAAGGUGAGAGGGAGAGGGCUCUUCAGAAACAGCUGCAGAAAAGCUAUGAUAAGAUAAGCCUGGCCUUGCAGAGGAGGUCGAAGGGUAUUGCUUUUAACAUUGCUUUGGAAGAGGCUGUUGUUCGGCGAUCAACGCGUGUGCAUGCCUCAGUAAGAGAUAAUCCAGCCAAGGCUUUCCUGAGAUAUGUCAACAAGUGGAAGGAAUAAUUCAACUGUCUGCUAGUUGUUGUUUUUUUUUUUUUGAGAGAAGGUUAAUAGCCUAUUUUUAUUUUUAAAGGAAAAAAAGGUAGUCUGGCCCAGUUUCUACAGACGACACACAUCUUACAAUUUACAAUCAGUCGCUUACAGCUUCCCAAACCCAAAGUUAACCUGAA
Papaver somniferum (opium poppy) is the source of this 2503-nucleotide messenger RNA. RefSeq names its product DDT domain-containing protein DDB_G0282237-like. The record is from RefSeq and is a predicted model, not a curated record. Bases 210 to 2336 code for a protein of 708 amino acids. NCBI's taxonomy places the organism in Eukaryota, Viridiplantae, Streptophyta, Magnoliopsida, Ranunculales, Papaveraceae. The transcript is spliced from 11 exons.